Molecule: messenger RNA, 1869 nt
Organism: Suillus subaureus
Lineage: Eukaryota; Fungi; Basidiomycota; Agaricomycetes; Boletales; Suillaceae
Product: Hsp70 protein-domain-containing protein
Exons: 4
Coding region: 1-1869 (622 amino acids)
Biological process (GO): protein folding
Cellular component (GO): nucleus; cytosol
Molecular function (GO): ATP binding; ATP-dependent protein folding chaperone
Source: RefSeq, a predicted model, not a curated record
AUGGCGCCCAAUGGACUCGUCCCGAAUGGAACUGCAGAGGCUCCGAUCGAGGUCUCUGUAGUACCCUCCAUUGUUGGCAUCAACUUUGGUAACUCUUAUGCGUCCAUCGCAGAAGGCAUUGCCGAGUGCAUAGCCAAUGAGGAUGGAGAGCGUCAGAUUGCUUGUGCUAUCUCGUUUCACGGGGAGGAGAUGUAUAUCGGAAACCAAGCGAGGCACCAGCUGGUCAAAAACUCUCAAAAUACUAUCACCGGAUUCCGUAACCUUUUGGGUAAAAAGUUCUCAGAAGUACCACAGGCGGCUUUGUCUGUCUCUGCGCCGGCCAUACAACACCCUUCGCUACCCGACACGGCAGCUUACAAGGUCAAGGUCCUGCAACCCGCACCUUCACCUCUUAAAACUACCGCUACCAAUACACCUGCAGCGUCACAAGUUGCUACUCCACGCUCAGAGCCCAUCGAGGUCGAGCGCAUCCUGACUGUUUCCGAAGUGACCACAAUAUUCCUCGGUUCGCUCGUGCAGUCUGCUGAGGACUUCCUUGGGAAAAAAGUACUGGGCGCCGUAAUCAGCGCCCCCUCAUGGUUCGAUGACGCCCAAAGAGAGGCGCUGAUAAAAGCAGCAGAGGAUGCUGGAAUCCACGUCCUUCAAUUGCUUGAUGAUGCAGGUGCGGUUGCCAUCUGCACUGCUGCAGGAUCAGAGGAGAUCCCCUCUGACCGAACACAGCUCAUUGUCGAUCUCGGCGCAUCAUCCCUCGAACUGUCUGUCCUUUCAAUCCGCGAGGGCCUCGCGUACUCACUCGCGACUAUCUCGGAUUCGUCUGUCGGUGGAGAUGAGAUCGAUUCCAGGUUGAUCAAAUUCUUUGCAAAAGAAUUCACCAAAAAAACCAAAACGCCAUUAACUGUCGCGCCUGCAUCUGAUCUUCUUGAUAAGCGCGCCGAGGCCAAACUCAGACUCGCAGUUGAGCACACAAAACGCACGCUUAGCGCGAGUCCUGGUGCCGCUACGUGUUCCGUAGAGUCACUUAAAGAUGGUCUCGACUACACUGGUUCCAUCAACCGGCUCCGAUUUGACAUGGAGGUGCGCUCGGUAUAUGACAAGGUCUACGCAAGGGUGAGGGAGGUUGCCGCGAGCGCAGGGACGGAUUUGUAUGACAUUGACGAGAUUGUAUAUAUCGGCGGUUGCGCUUGCCUACCAGGCCUGGAUGAGACUUUAGCUGGAGGUUUCACCGAAAACGUCAUUACCCCCUUCAAGGCUGGCACGGUCGCUGGCGGUGGAAUCGGUGAUCCAACCACUAUUCUGGCACGCGGCUGUGCCCUCCAAGCACAAUUGCUUGUCGGCCUCGCUGGAGAAACCGAGGAGGUUCGCCAGGCAUUCAUCAAGGGCAAUGGAACUAGCAGUGUUAGCGCUACGAGCCGUACUAUCGGCCUUUUGGUUCCUCAGAUGUCUGCAGAAGAGGGCGGCUUGGGUGGAGUGUGGGUUCCUCUCAUUUUGAAGGAGACGCCUCUGCCAUGCAGGCGCACUGUCACUGUGGAGGUGAAUAUCAGUGGGCCUGAAGAUCGAGUUGGCUUCGAGCUCUGGGAAGUUAGCGAGGGAGUUAGGGUCGAUCAUGUCAAGCCUGAAAAAUUCGAAGACGAAGAAGACGAGCCCCAGGACGAGGAGGAAGAAGAGUUAGAGGAGGUAAAGGAGAAGACGAUCUCAAAAGAAGCAUUCUUGGCUUCAUUAUCACUUUCGCCUUCCAACACUUCCAAGGGCAGGACGAAGGUGCAAGUACAGGCAAUCAUUAGCGGCAAUGGUGCAGUAGAUCUCAGCAUAAGGGAGGUGACGAAGAACGGAUUGGGAGAAGCUGUGACAGUGAUAGUUGGGUCUUCAUAA